Molecule: messenger RNA, 723 nt
Organism: Naegleria fowleri
Lineage: Eukaryota; Heterolobosea; Eutetramitea; Acrasida; Naegleriidae
Exons: 1
Coding region: 1-723 (240 amino acids)
Source: RefSeq, a predicted model, not a curated record
AUGUCCGAAAACACCAACAACACCACUCCUUCCACUACUACUACUACUGUGGAUACCAACUCAAGUUCCUCUUCCUCCUCUCGAAGAAGAAGAAAACAACAACCAAGUGCCCACCACUCACCACAGACACCUCAACCGUGGUCUGAACAAGCACCACAAGCACCACAGACACCACAGACCUUUCUCGAUAUUCCCACAAGCACCACCACCACCACUCCUUCCUCACCUCAACAACAACAAGGCUCUUAUGUCUCAUCACCCUCUUCUUCGGUCGUCUCUUCCCCAUCAUCUUCUUCACUCCGUACCAAUUCACUCUUUGAAGAACAACACAUUGACAUUCCAAAACUCUGUGAAAGACUUGUACAAAAUGAUCCUCUCUUGACUACAGUGGAUUUGAGUGGACAAAUUCUCUCUGUGAAUGAUGUGGCUCUUCUUUUGGAUGCUCUUCUCAAAAAUCAUUUUGUACAAACUUUGGAUUUGACACAAUGUGGAAUUAAUGAUCAGUCUGCAUCAUUUAUUGGUGAUUUUAUUGGAAUGAAUCAUCAAAGUAUUCGAAAUAUCUAUCUCGAUGGAAAUCCAUUUUGUGAUGAUGGUGUAAAUUCUCUAUUGGAUGGUUUAGAACAAAAUGUUUAUAUUACAGAUAUGACUGUCAAUGAAAAUGUCAUUGCACAAGAAUUUAUCGAUGAAAUGGAAAAGUAUUUGGAACGUAAUGCUCAAGAGUAA